CAUAAAUAUAAAAACCGUGUCCAUGUUAAAUAAAAGACAAUGUCCGUGUAAGUUUAAGAUUUUGUGAUUUUAAUCCAGAUAAAUUGUUUGUCGUUCCGCGUAAAAAUUAUAUGAGUUAACUAAAAUACCUGAUGACUUUUAUCAUAAAUUUGAUAGUAAUAAAAAAAGAGUUGGAAAUUAGCUAAAAAAUAUGAUAACUCACAAAUGCAGGAUGAUAUAAUACCGAGUUUGUUUACUUGUACAAAUAUACAACUUGUAUUAGGGUAUUUUAGUGUCUUAUUGGUGGAUGUGUGAUGGUAAAACUAUUUUAAAUAAAAUAUAUAUUUAUAAAUAUUGUCCUUAAUAAAAUAAGGUUGUAUGCAUUUAAUUACCGUGUGUACAACCAAAUAGUUUUAACCGGUUAUAUGAGUAAUAGAAAUGCUGAAACAAUUGCAAACGGGGAUGAGGGCUUUCCUUCUAAUGGCUUCACGUGUGUGGACCUGCAUCUGCUUUCUUCUAAAGAAGCAGGUUAGAGCCAUUUCACAGAUGCAACCGGUUAAAUAUGAAAUUUUUCCACUAUCACCGCUGUCAAAACAUCGAUUAAGUAUAGUGAAGAGAAAAGUACUAGUAUUAGAUUUAGACGAAACAUUAAUACAUUCACAUCAUGAUGGAGUAGCAAGACCGACAGUCAGACCGGGAACUCCACCGGAUUUUGUACUGAAAGUGACAAUUGAUCGACAUCCAGUGAGAUUUUUCGUCCACAAAAGACCACAUGUUGAUUUUUUUUUGGAUAUUGUAAGUCAGUGGUACGAGUUGGUUGUAUUCACAGCAUCAAUGGAAAUAUAUGGAGCUGCAGUUGCUGAUAAAUUGGACAACAAUCGUGGCAUACUUAGACGUAGAUAUUACAGACAACACUGUACUCCUGAAAUGGGAUCAUAUACUAAGGACUUAGCAGCUAUUUGUUCCGAUUUAACGUCAGUUUUUAUACUUGACAAUAGUCCUGGUGCUUACCGAGCUUAUCCACAUAAUGCAAUACCAAUAAAAUCAUGGUUCAGUGAUGCUGGUGAUACAGCAUUAUUAAGUUUAUUACCUGUAUUAGAUGCACUUCGUUUUACUCAAGACGUGCGCUCAGUUCUAUCAAGAAAUUUACAUUUACCCCAUAGUGGGGGUGGUGGGUGGUAGCAGUCUAGUGUUUUUAUUAUGCUCGAUUGAUUUGCUGAAAUAGUUUAAUUAAUUAUAAUUAUAAUUACAAUAAUAAUAAGAAUAAUAAUAAUAAUAUUAAUAAUGAUAAUGAUAACAAAUUAAUAAAUAAUAAUAAUAAUUA
Microplitis mediator is the source of this 1303-nucleotide messenger RNA. It is a transcript of the gene Dd, whose product is annotated as CTD nuclear envelope phosphatase 1 homolog. The transcript has 5 exons. Gene Ontology annotation, molecular function: protein serine/threonine phosphatase activity. NCBI's taxonomy places the organism in Eukaryota, Metazoa, Arthropoda, Insecta, Hymenoptera, Braconidae. The record is from RefSeq and is a predicted model, not a curated record. Bases 418 to 1161 code for a protein of 247 amino acids.